Messenger RNA from Elaeis guineensis (African oil palm), 3116 nucleotides. RefSeq lists its product as uncharacterized. The record is from RefSeq and is a predicted model, not a curated record. Lineage: Eukaryota; Viridiplantae; Streptophyta; Magnoliopsida; Arecales; Arecaceae.
CCUCCGCCGCUGCCCGAAAACAAAACCAAUCACAACCCACCCCCCUCUAUUCUCAUCUCCCCACCGCCACCGCCGCCACCGCCGCCGUCGCCGCCACCGCCUCUCUUCUAAUCUCUACUCUUCAUUCAUUCCUUCAUUCGUGACCUCAUCAUCUCUCUCUCUCAAUCCUUCUUCUUAGUGUGUGUUGUGUUCUCUUCUGUUUAGAUUAAUGGGUUCGAUGGGUUGUGGAUGGAGAUUUUGUUAGCGAGGGGAAGAUGGGGUGCCGGAGCUCGAAGGCGGAGGAGCCGCCAGUAGUGGCGCUGUGCAGGGAGCGGAGGGAGCUGAUCAGGGCGGCCGCCGACCACCGCUUCGCCCUCGCCACCGCCCACGCCGCCUACUUCCGCGCCCUUGACCGCGUCGGCGAGGCCCUCCACCGCUUCGUCCAGGAGGAGCUGGAGGCGGCAGCGGCGGGGCCGCCGGCCCUGGCUUCCCCGGUCAUUACUCUGCCCCCUUCUGAUGGAAAGGGGAAGGACACAUCUGGUGCCCGUAGAUCCGAUGGUGGCGGUAAUGCCGGUGAUGUCGGUGCCUCGUCGUCGUCUUCUUUGAGAACGAUCUCUCACGCGCAUUCCUCCGACCGCCACCUGCAUUUCCCUUCCGAUUCUGAUUCCGAAGAGAUUUCAGAAGAAGAGGAUGAAGACAUUCAAGAAGUUCCGCAACAAAGUAGUAGAAGCAAUGAAGGAUUAGAAACAGGAGGAGGAGGGAAAGGAAAUUCGUCAUCUCGUCAUCCGAAUCCUUCUCCACCAUUCUCUUCUUUUCCUCCAUUUUCUACCGUUCCUCCUCCUUUCUACGCCGUCUCUCCUCCUUUCUCAAACUAUCCAGUUCCUCCUUCCUCGAGCUAUCAAAUCCCUCCUUUCUCGGCUGUCCCUCCUUCUUACUCUAACUAUCCAAUUCCUAAUUACUACUAUAUGAAGUCAUCUGCCACGAUUCCGACCACAAUCUACCAGGAACCUUAUACAGGAUGGUCGGAUUCGGGCUAUAUGGGAUACGGGUACGGAUAUAGCAACCCCUUGUACAGAUCGCCGCCGAUGGCUCCCGUUGGAGAUGAGUCCUUUCACUGGAAUCAAGAAGUGAGACCUGCUACUCCACCGCCGCCGCCACCACCACCGCGACCGCCGCCGCCGCCGCCGCCGCCGCCUGGGGGAUCCUCCUGGGAUUUCUUUAAUCCUUUUGAUUCUUAUGAGCAGUUCUACUCUGAACUCUUGAAGGAGAAGUAUGGGAUGGGUUCGGUGACGAGCAGUCCGAAUUCAAGCGAGGUGAGGGAGCGGGAAGGCAUCCCUGAUUUGGAGGAGGAGACUGAGCAGGAGAUUGUGAAUGAAGAUGUGGAAUUGAGGAAGGAGGUCGAUGGAAGUCCAGGAGACAUGUAUUCUGGUGCAGGGAGUUCGAAGGCUGCAGCAGUGGAACGAGAAGUGGGUGAGAAGGAAGAUACAAUCGUCUCCGGCGUGAAGGAGAGUCAGAGCAAUUCUGAAGUCAGUGAAGUGAAGGGCAGUGGGGAGGAAGCACACCCGAGGAACAAAGGUGCAAGCUUUGAAGAGGAAACAUCACUGGUCACUGAGGACAGUGGACCGAGCAAAGUGAGUGCAGUGUAUGCUCAUGGUACCAGGGAUGUUGUGGAAGCUGUGAAGGAGAUCAAGGAACAAUUUAAAUCAGCAGCCAGUAGUGGUGAAGAAGUCUCGAAAAUGCUUGAGGUGGGCAAAUUACGUUACAGAUCCAGGAGUAGAAUUCUAAGUGUGAUCUUUUCUUGGAUUUUGGAUUCCAUGGCUGCACCAGGGUCAACAUCUAGCCGCGCAGCUGCCGAGAAAUAUAUUGAUGUUGAGCCCGACAAGCUUUCAGCAACACUGGACAAACUGUAUAUAUGGGAGAAGAAACUUCAGAAAGAAGUCCAGGAAGAAGAAAAAUUGCGGAUCAUAUAUGACAGGGAGUGGAGGCGACUGAGAGGUUUGGAUGUUAGUGGUGCAGAAUCCAAUGAGAUAGAUUCUACUCGGGCUUCAAUACGAAAAUUGCUCACGAGAAUAAACAUUGCCAUCAGAUCUGUGGACACCAUCUCAAGCAGGAUACACAAGUUAAGAGAUGAAGAACUGCGGCCCCAGCUUAUUGAAUUAAUCCAAGGAUUGAUAAGAAUGUGGAAAUCCAUUCUUGAUUGUCAUCGCAGGCAGUUCCAGGCAAUAGUUGAAAGCAAAAGCCAAAGUCUGAUAGUGAAAACUGGGACCCAAAGAAAUUCGGCUGCAAAGGUGACCAUAGAAUUGGAGCUGGAGCUCCUGAACUGGUGCUCAUGUUUUGGCAAGUGGGUCCGCAUCCAAAAAUCUUAUAUUGAAGCCUUGAAUGGAUGGUUAAUGAAAUGGCUUCUUCAGGAAAAGGAAGAAACACCUGAUGGUGUUGUACCAUUCUCCCCAACCAGAAUUGGUGCUCCUGCUGCUUUCAUCAUGUCAAAUGAUUGGUACCAUAUGAUUGAACGAAUAUCAGAAGCUGAAGUGAUAAAAGCAAUGCAAAGCUUUGCUGUGAGUGUUCAUGGGUUAUGGGAGAGACAAGAUGAGGAGGAGCGCCAGAAACUGAAGGCUGAGUAUCUGUCCAAAGAUUUCACCAGACGGCUCAGGUCACUGCAGAAGGAAAGUGGGAUGCAUGGGCAUCUCGAUAUAUUGGAUAGGACAGCUAUCUCUGUCUCCAACAAUGAUGGAGCUUUUCAUGAUGACCGUAUGAUGGCUUUAGAUGAAAUGAGAAAAAGAUUAGAUGAAGAGAGAGCCAAGCAUGAAGAAACAAUAAAACAGGUCCAAGAGGUGGCUGCCAGCAAUUUGAGGACAGGUUUAAUUCCAAUAUUUGAAGCAUUAGGGAAUUUUACUUUUGAGACGCUGAAAGGUUAUGAGCAAGUCAGAAUACCAGAUGGCAGUGCAGGUACGUAAGCUCUGUGCCACCAGUUUUGUUGAAUUUACCGGGAUUCUCAAGUGUUUCCUUUUGGUUUGGAGGCAAGAAAGUGGAUUUUACCGUGAUAAAAAAAUGACUCUCCACGGUUAUCGCCUGUGAGCAGAGUGAACAGUAAGUUCAGAAAGACCCCAGUAAUUGCUCUGACUUCAUUUAUAAGUUGA